Molecule: messenger RNA, 4287 nt
Organism: Ectocarpus sp. CCAP 1310/34
Lineage: Eukaryota; Phaeophyceae; Ectocarpales; Ectocarpaceae
Source: the annotation of a GenBank genome assembly
AUGGCGAACUCUCAGCUUCAGGCGCUGGCAAAGGUCCGUGGGACGCUAGACUUUGUCCUACACCCGUCUUCUCCUGACACGAGUGGCAUACCUGUCGAAGAUGAGAGGCUGCAGAAGGUGACGGAGUGCGUGUCCAAGCAGGACGAUCCCGUUGACGGCGAACUGCUGCCAGAUGCGUCCAAGGUACAUGGUGAACUUACAGACCGCAAAGGAGCUCCAGGCGAAGGCCUGUUUAAGGGCAAGUUCACCGCGGCUCUCCUAAACGGGGUUAAACCCGAAGAUGGUGGGGGCGUGGGCACUCCGUUCGAGAGCGAGGGCAACGGCGACUGCUUGUUGAAUUCUGUGGCGGCAUUCCUUGCCAAAGAGGGAGGUCGAGGAGUCAGAAGUGCAGUGAAGACAAUGGCGGUGAAGCUUCGACUCAGCGUCGUGCUGUACGGGCUAAAGUACAUGGAGCUAUUUCUGCUGGAGCAGGAUUACCAUUUCGGGGCAUGGUACAACUACACGACGGAUGUGCGGGAAAGGCUGGAGAAGAACGGGUGGCAUGUGGUGCACGUCGACAACAACUGGCACGUCGGAUCGUCAAACUGCGCGCGGCUGAUGUUCCUUGCGCAGCUGCGGAGCAAAGCAAAGCCUGGGGCAUGGCUCCAACAAUUUGCCUUUCCGAUACUCGCCACAGUCGUCCAAUCUCCUCUGCGAGUGUUUCUGCCAUUCAACGCCUUCACCAACGCUCAGGGAGGAUCUUGGAAGCACAUUUUUCAACCGGCGUGGGAAACGGCGCGCAGGUCCACGCUCCACGUCGCCAUGACCACGGGUUACAGCUCCAGUUAUCAUCCGCCCUUCGACAAUGCGACUGGAUACCUAGAGUACGUGGAAAACCAGCUUCCCGAGCUAAACCACUUCGUUACCGUGUCCGAUGACACCGCCAUCGUCGCGAAGGACCGCGCUGUAAGGAAAUUCAGGAUGUUGAAGAGUCAAGCCAAGGAGGCGGUCAAGGCCUCAAAGCGGCAGGUACAAGACGCUAUGCUUGGCCCAGAGCUGAACGAAUUGACGGCGGACGAGGAAGAGGACGUCCACCGGAGGCUGACGGACGCCAAAAAUAGCGUGAGGAAAGCGGACGCCGCUGCUGAGGAGACCAGGUCCUGCGAAGAGCAACAAAAAUCCCGGAGCACCAGUAACGUGGACGGCGGCAAGGACGGCGCGAGCAAGGAAGCGAAGCCCGCGAACGGACAAGAGUCGGAAGGAAAACAACAUCAGGGAAGGGGAGGGAAGAAAAAGGGUGGGAACGGAGGGAAGACUGGUGGGGAGGGGAGAAAAAGGGUGGGGGCUGAGGAAAGACUGGUGACAAAGGGGAUGCCAAGGCGGGUGUCAAUUCCGCGAACGGGCAGGAGGCGGAGGGAAAGAAGAGCAACGGGUUUGACGGCAAAGGCGGGUGUCAAUUCCGCGAACGGGCAGGAGGCGGAGGGGAAGAAGAGCAACGGGUUUGACGGCAGCAUCGCCCCCAAGGUGGGCAAGGAUAGGAAUGGAGGCAAGGUGUUACAGAAGCUGCGACGGAGGGCACAGAAAAUGUCGAAGAAAGCGCGGCUUCAAGAAGAGAAGGCAAGACAGGCGCAGGGGUGCCUGGACAUCGCACUCGGCACUCGCCUUCACAAUGGUCGUUGGAAUGUGAAGCAACCAGGCUACGGAACUGUGAUGAAGGUUAAAAUGAGUGUCGACCAAAACGAACUUGAGUCAUACGACGUGCUAAUGGACGACGCCGAGAGCAUCGUUACGAUGGUGGCGCGGUACGUGGAGGUAGACGUCAGGCAUGCCCGAACGCAUGUUGCAUCGGGGGAAGGGUCACCUGCAGGAGAGAGGGGGAGAUCCGACAAUGAAUUGGGCUCACCUGAGAACAGUUCGAAGGAGGAUGAAAAUAUCCAGAUUCCCGUGGCAACAAACAAUGGCGGUACGUGUGCAGGAGAGGGUGUCGACAGGGGUGGCCUUCAGGAUGGUGGAGACAGGAGCAGAAACAGUGGACAUGACGACAAGCUAUGCGGGACAAGCGGGAUGGUAUCCGUGAAGAAAGAAGGGGGUCAGAGUCGCAAAAACGGAGAUAAAGGCCAAAAGAAGGGAAAGAGUGAUGAUGACGAACGCGACAGCAGUACAGAUGUGGAGAUGGGAUCGGACAAGAAGGGUAGGCAGCGUUCCGAAGCCGUAGCCGAAGGGCGAUACAAGGAAACGGGUGAUGAUGAGGAAAGCGACAGCAGUACAGACGCGGAGAUUCAAUCCAAUAAUAAGUGUAGGCAGGGUUCUAAAGCCGCAGGCGGAGGACGGUCCAGGGGGAAGAGAGAUGAUGAGGGAAGCGACGGCGGUUCAGGUGGGGGCCAUGACCCGGGGAGCGAGUACAGCGAAGGAAGCGGGGAUGGUUCGGGUUGUGACAACAGUGACGCCUCGCGGAAGCGCAACAGACGGCGAAGAAGGGACGAUUGGUGGAUGUGUUUUGGUCUACCGUCCAACAGCAAGAACAGAUUCCAAGAUUUGGGGGCUGCAUACAGCUCGAUACAACGGUGUUCACGAACAGGUGCACACAAUACCUUCGACAGGUUGCAAGUCCCCACAGCACAUGUGGGACCGCUCGUUACGCUACACUGCUCAUGGUUGCUCAUUAAAACCCCCGCUCGUCGUUUGUGGUCGAGGGAUUUGGUGCUGCUAGAAAGAGUAUCAAUGCGUCAUGUAACUCGGGCUGACUGUUUGUCUGGCCUGCUGCGGUCUGAGUGUACGGAGACGUUCGAAUGGAUCCUGAACAGAUAUGAGGCCGCUGCCGGUCGGCGGAAGCCGAAGACGCAGAAGAGCUUGUCUAGUGGCUGUCGACAUAACCGCGCCGUCCAUGGCCUAUCCCAUCCGUUGACCGACGCUGAUGCAAUGACGGCUGCAAUAGCCUCCUGCUGGCCAGGGACGCUGGAUUUCCACUGCUUGUGGCACGUCUUCAAGAACGUCCUCAUGAACUGCUCGUCAUCAUUUGCUAACAAUGACGACAAGACCGACAUGAUGCGUUGCUUCAAGAACGCAGCUUUUGCAGCUACCCCGGAGGUGUUUGGGACCCAAGUGGCCCGGUUGGAGCAUCUUGUGGCCGGCAAGAAGUGCGAAGCAUACAUAGCGGACUUGAUCAAGAACAAGACCAAGUGGGCGUUCUACUGCCGACCCACUGUCCUCACGCUAGGCAUGGUUGCUACUCAGCGCACCGGAGGUUUGUUCGGGGUGGCAAAACGCUCGGGCGUCGAGAAGAAGCUCUCUUUGUGCGCUCUUUGGGAUCGCCUGCAACGUCUCAGCAAGAUGAUUGCCAUAGAGACUGCGAGAGCGCAGGUAGACGAAGCGCAGUCGUAUGACGCCGAGGUGGUCGCACCACCUGAUACCGACCUCGAGGGAGACCAGUUAGACGGCGAAGCUGCGGUGGACAACACUAUGUGGGCGCGUGCGUCGCUGUCAGCCUUCUUGGAUUUGAUCGAGGACAUACCUAUCCAACUGGUCGUGGCCGUUCGAUACAUGAGGGCGGCGAACAGACCUAGCCACCUCGUGGUGUUCGGACCUCACAACUUCCACUUAUGUUCCUGUUUACAGCUAUUGCGGCGCGGACUGCCUUGUAGGCACUACUUUGCGGUGCUUGUCAACCUCAUCGGGAGAACUGGCGAAAGUGACGAGAUGGCCUUCAUUCAUACCUUCAAGGGCGCAUGUGUCCACAACCGUUGGCGCCGAAGAGAAGAUGGCAACGAUUCGCCGUGGAGCAUCUCAUCGUUGCUGUCGUCGUCAGGCCACGGCGUAGGGUGGGACGGCCAUGACGAAGGCAGAGACGAGAGCUACUGGGGACCGACGUGCGAUGAAGCGGUAGAUGGCAUACAUCCUACUGAACCGGGGGGGGGCGCGCAGGAUAGAAGCGCUUCCGACAAGCGUCGAGUCUACGCCCAUCUGAUGGCGAAGAGCAAGGAGCUUGUAGGAGAUAUAAUGAGGUCCGUGCCCCUGCAUCAAGCGCUGUCCGUCCAGGACAAGGUUGGGGAGUAUCUCCGGUAUCUUCUCAACUCGUCCGCGGGAGGCACAGGGGCCCAAAAUCCUGGAGAGGCGCCCAAGAAGGGGAGGCCGAAGAAGGACGGUCGAAGGCAGCCUCUUCAGCAUCGAUCAGGGGCCAAAGAGGAACCAGGAAACCCGGAGGGGCAGCAAGGAAAGUCCCGUCAGACCAAGAGGAUGAGGGAUUUCAACAACGGGCGCCGGUCGACGAAGAGGAGUAAACACGGGGAGGAGAACGACAGUGGAACUUGA